AAUGCAAGGCAGUGCUAGAUGCUGAGAACAAUACACAGAUGCAAAAGACUUGAUCCUCGCCCUUAAGGAACUAAUGUAGUCUGGAAGGAGAGGAAGUACAAGUUCUUAAACUACUGUAAUGCGAGAUGGCAAGAUUUCUAUAGUAUAUCUAGUAUGAGUUCCACAUCUUGGCCUCUUAUCCACCUUCAGCAAUCUCAUCUCCACCGCCUGGAGAAUAAAUGGGAUUUCCAUGAAUUCCAAAUUCUGAACUGAAUUACAGACUACAGUGUUAAUAUCCUUUUCUUCUAGUUGUUAUUAACAGCUCCUCAGAAAGUUAAAUGUCGUCAGAAGACCGAGAAGCUCAGGAGGAUGAAUUGCUGGCCCUGGCGAGUAUUUAUGACGGAGAUGAAUUUAGAAAAGCAGAGUCUGUCCAAGGUGGAGAAACCAGGAUCUAUUUGGACUUGCCACAAAAUUUCAAGAUAUUUGUGAGCGGCAAUUCAAAUGAGUGUCUCCCGAAUAGUGGCUUUGAAUACACCAUUUGCUUUCUGCCUCCACUUGUGCUGAACUUUGAACUGCCACCAGAUUAUCCAUCCUCCUCCCCACCUUCAUUCACACUUAGUGGCAAAUGGCUGUCACCAACUCAGCUAUCUGCUCUCUGCAAACACUUAGACAACCUGUGGGAAGAACACCGUGGCAGCGUGGUCCUGUUUGCCUGGAUGCAGUUUCUUAAGGAAGAGACCCUAGCAUACCUGAAUAUUGUCUCUCCUUUUGAGCUCAAGAUGGGUUCUCAGAAAAAAGUGCAGAGAAGGACAGCUCAAGCCUCUCCCAGCACAGAGCUAGAUUUUGGAGGAGCUGCUGGAUCUGAUUUAGAUCAAGAGGAAGUUGUGGAUGAGAGAGCUGUGCAGGAUGUGGAAUCAUUGUCAAGUCUGAUCCAGGAAAUCUUGGACUUUGAUCAAGCUCAGCAGAUAAAAUGCUUUAAUAGUAAAUUGUUCCUGUGCAGUAUAUGUUUCUGUGAGAAGCUGGGUAGUGAAUGCAUGUACUUUUUGGAGUGCAGGCAUGUGUACUGCAAAGCCUGUCUGAAGGACUACUUUGAAAUCCAGAUCAGAGAUGGCCAAGUUCAAUGCCUCAACUGCCCAGAACCCAAGUGUCCUUCAGUGGCCACUCCUGGUCAGGUCAAAGAGCUAGUGGAAGCAGAGUUAUUUGCCCGUUAUGACCGCCUUCUCCUCCAGUCCACCUUGGACCUGAUGGCAGAUGUGGUGUACUGCCCCCGCCCAUGCUGCCAGUUGCCUGUGAUGCAGGAGCCUGGCUGCACCAUGGGCAUCUGCUCCAGCUGCAAUUUUGCCUUCUGUACCUUGUGCAGACUGACCUACCAUGGGGUCUCUCCAUGUAAGGUGACUGCAGAGAAAUUAAUAGAUUUACAAAAUGAGUACCUUCAAGCGGAUGAGGACACUAAAAGAUUUUUGGAACAGAGGUAUGGUAAGAGGGUGAUUCAGAAGGCACUGGAAGAGAUGGAAAGUAAGGAGUGGCUAGACAAGAACUCAAAGAGCUGCCCGUGUUGUGGGACUCCCAUAGAGAAAUUAGAUGGAUGUAACAAGAUGACAUGUACUGGCUGUAUGCAGUAUUUCUGCUGGAUUUGCAUGAGUUCUCUCUCCAGAGCAAGCCCUUAUAAACAUUUCAAUGAUCCUGCUUCCCCGUGUUUUAACCGGUUGUUCCAUGUUGUGGAUGUUAAUGGAGAUAUUUAGGAAGAUGAGACUGAAGACUAGUUAACUCCUACUGCUCAAGAUAUGGAAGUGGAAUGGUUUGCCCUAAUCUUUUGUCGAGUACACAAAGUUAACUUUGCAGGAUGUUUAGAGUACUGUGGAGAUAUGGUACUCUGUGUAGGAGAUAUGAAAGAACAAUGUUUGUAUUUUCAUGUGGUGUACUACUGAUUAAGGCCAUUCAUACAUUUUUCAAUGUAACAUAAUUGAGAAAAUUAUAAGCCAAAGGUUUAGAAAAUGAAAACUAGAGAAUAUUAAAUAUUACAGUGUGCCCAAAGCUCUGAAUAGUUAAAAAUUAAAUAUUUAUUUUCUUCCCCAAGUUUUAGGUGAGGAGUCAAGGGUUAAACUUAUACACCUUUUUAUCUCUGAGAAGCAUCCCUCUUAGACAUUCUAUGGGAGGCCCCUCAGUACUACUCCUUACAACUGAGGUGGGUAGAAGCCUUAUUAAAAUUGUACCGAGAGCCUGAUCUCAUUUACUCCAUGUUACCUUCCUUCCAACCUAAAUUUCUGCUAAGUUCUUUUUGGAGGAAGCCUUUUACUCUCUAACUGAUUGGAUGGCCCAGUGUCAUUUUGUUCUAUUGCUUUUCAGAAUAGAAAUUUAUAGAUAAUUUUUUUUAAAAUGUUAAUACCACAAACACUGUGGGUCACCUGAUAUUUAUUAGUGGUGUAUAGUCCACUGGUUUUGAGCCAAGUCUAGAAUUUAGUGAUACUGGUUCAGAAGAAUUUCAGCCCUAUUCAACUUUCCUGGGCAGUUUAGCGUAAAUUCAAAACGACUUGUCUUUGCUACCUUUUGUUCUAUAUUCUCUCCCUUUACUCUCACCCUAUCUUCCACUGGUAAGAACAAUUUUAAUAUUAACUCCAGCAGCUCAUAUUUUUGUUUCCUCUGCUGGAAUAGGAGAAAGCCUAAUAUAUUCCCAAACUGAACAAGAUGAACUUUCUUUAAUUAUCUGUUUUUUGAACUCCAUACCACUGUAGUUCCAAUCCUAACUUUCUGAAUUCCUUUUAAAUGUCUUCUCUAAUGAGUUAUGGAAAUUUGGCUUCCUACCCUUUUUUGCAACAGUGCUGUUUUGGGGGAUAAUUUUGGCUUGAUACCUAGAUCCCUGUUUCUGGGUUUUGUUGGCUUUUUGAAAAAUUGUCUUUUUUUUAUGGUUUGGUGAGUGGCUUGGUAGCAAAAUAAGAUUUUUUGAAAAAGAAGACAGAGGAAUUCAGCUGCAGCCGUGAACAUGUUCUUUCCUACCUUUUCAUUGAAAAUUGGGGAAUCACUUUUAACCAUUUUAUGUGUGUAUAUCCAAAGAGUCAGCAAGGACUAUUUAUGGAUUGUCAAUGAGGAUGCUUAAUCUAAAAAAUAAAAAUAAUUUAAAAAUUGCCUUAUAAUUAGA
Molecule: messenger RNA, 3115 nt
Organism: Ceratotherium simum simum (southern white rhinoceros)
Lineage: Eukaryota; Metazoa; Chordata; Mammalia; Perissodactyla; Rhinocerotidae
Source: RefSeq, a predicted model, not a curated record